AUGAUCAGAAGGUCUAGUGGUAUUGAAGUUGUCGGUUUCAUGGCCUCUCCAAAAAGACGCCAGUACUGGUGUCUGCCUUGUGUAGGUGACGAUAAACGGGCGGAUGCUCACAAGCAUCUGUCCGACGGUUCCGGAAUGACCCAGGAGUUCUCGGCAGACGAGACUUCGACAACAGUGAUGGGCGCAAAGUCUCUGACCUUCAAACUAGGAGAGGCCAUUGACUCAAUCACGCUUGAUGGACGAAAAGUGAAGGUGGUGUUUUCGGUUGACGGGGAAAAACUGGUUGAGAAGCAGUCCGAAGAUGGCUUCGAAUGUCAGCAUGUGCGACAGGGCUCUGGAGACACGCUCACAAUGAUCCUGACUGGAGGCGGCCAGACAUGUAUACGGACAUUUGUGAAAUCGUGA
Mya arenaria is the source of this 405-nucleotide messenger RNA. Its product is annotated as fatty acid-binding protein, heart-like. The transcript is spliced from 4 exons. The record is from RefSeq and is a predicted model, not a curated record. The coding region runs from base 1 to 405 and encodes 134 amino acids. Gene Ontology annotation, molecular function: lipid binding. Lineage: Eukaryota; Metazoa; Mollusca; Bivalvia; Myida; Myidae.